CACCGGCCAGGCACUUUACUUCGUCGGCCAUUGGCGCUGGCGAGCCACUAAUACGAGGGAUGUGCUUAUCUUUACCCCGCAACAAGGGCGAUACCAGGGCUGGGCUGAAAGAUAGCAGCUACAGUAUCUGGCAGUUCCGUCCCUGGCAGCGUGUUGACGUCUCAUCUCUGCCGGGGUAAGGGCCAUCUUGCCCAGAGAGACACUCAUUCUUCUACACAUACAUUGUGCGAAGCUGGGAAAGUGCAUGCGCCGCUCGUCUCUCAAUGAUCGCUUCCAAGAUCCGCAGGACCAAGACAGGCUGUCUGACCUGCAGGCGGCGCAGGAAAAAGUGCGAUGAAAGGAAGACGACUUGUCUUGCAUGCCAGAGGAACAGUUUGGCCUGCACCUGGUCAUCCGAGCGGCAUAUGUCUACACCUGACGCCUCUGGGGGAUUUCCAGAGGGAGAUCAAGUCAGCCGACAAACUGAACCUGAGCCGGAGUCUAGCAUGCCUUGCCCGUCGCCAUUCACCAUCUCCCUCCCACUGUCUUGCAACAUUCAGAUUCACAAAGACACUGUGCAACUUCAAAUUCCCAAUUUUGGCGGAAUCUUGACCGAACCUCUGUCGAGAACAUUACUGCAACACUACAUCCACGAAACAGCCCAGUGCUUGACGACGAGGAGAGAUCCUAUCAAUCCUUUUGUUACCGAGAUCCUACCCAUCGCCCAGGAUAAUCGAGGCUUGAUGCAUGCCGUUCUCGCGUUCAGUGGGCAGCAUUUGGUGAUCCGAACCAACAAGCAAAUGAGCCCUGUCAUCUGGACACACUAUUCCACAGCGAUCUCGGAAAUUCGAUCGGGGGUUGAGAGAUACAUCCAAGGAGAUCGAUCCGGGGUCACAGCCUUACUAGCGACAACGUUGAUGCUGUGCUUGACAGAGAACACGAAUCCCAAUGAAAAUCAUAUGGCGCAACACCUCGCAGGUGCCAGGUUACUGCUCAAUGAACUCCUCAGCCUACCCUCGAGCAGAGCAGACUCAGAUACCGUCGGGUUUCUGGCAGAACUUUAUCUCUACACCGCAUCAGCCUACAGAAUAUCUUCGAAUCCAACCUGGGUGGAUUUGCUGAACGACGAAGACUCGAAACUAUAUACGACCAACGUGCUCGCUCAUCGCCGUGCUGGAUUCCUCCUUGGUAGCCAUCAGGAUCUCUUUCCGUUGAUCCAUUCCGUGGCGUCGCUUGCUUCCGAACGAGAACUGGAUCAAAAAGCGCUGGGGACAUGCUCGCCGCAGUGUCUGUCCCGGUUCCACUCUCUGCGGCAAUGUAUCCUCAAAUGGAGCGUACCCGCCGGCGUCACCAACGAGCAAGACGUACUGUGUGGUGAGUUAUAUCGACAGGCGUUGCUGGUGCAUCUGGAAACCGCAUUUCGAAGGCAUGACCACGUCUUAUACCGAAGACUCCACCUGAGGCCAUUCGUUCAUAGAUGCAUCGACGCUGCCAUGCAAGCCCUUAGACUCUUGCCAGCUGACGGUCCAAUUGCCACCAUCACGGUUUGGCCACUUGUCAUACUAGGGAUCAGUGCCCGAGACACCCAACACCAAGAAGCCAUUCAACGUCACCUGGAGGCGUUGUUUGAAAGGAUCAAGAUGACCAGCGUUGCUUCCAGCUUGAGCCUGAUCAAAAACAUCUGGGAAUCUACGAGCGAGGCGUAUGUGGACGCAUGGGAUCUCGAGCAGAUUAUGAGUGAAAAAGGUCGAGUCUUUCCACUUACUUGAACGCUACGCCGAGUGGUCCACUUACGGUCUCCUCAUACAACUUUGAGAACAACGCGCGGGCGCGGUCAAGCGACAUAUGGACGCCCUUUGUGCGGUUAGGCGCGCUCACUCGACGAGCUUUGGACCGGGAUUUCGGUCGGCGUGUUCACAAGAGGGCAGAACACUCCGUGCC
Molecule: messenger RNA, 1920 nt
Organism: Exophiala viscosa
Lineage: Eukaryota; Fungi; Ascomycota; Eurotiomycetes; Chaetothyriales; Herpotrichiellaceae
Product: fungal-specific transcription factor domain-containing protein
Exons: 2
Coding region: 264-1748 (494 amino acids)
Biological process (GO): positive regulation of transcription by RNA polymerase II
Cellular component (GO): nucleus
Molecular function (GO): transcription cis-regulatory region binding; zinc ion binding; DNA-binding transcription factor activity, RNA polymerase II-specific
Source: RefSeq, a predicted model, not a curated record